AUGACGAUAUUAGUAUCCACCUCAAACUCUCCUAAACCUCAAAUCAUGACUGAGAUGAGGAAGGAUUUGCCAAGGCUCGUCCCUGUAUCCACGUCCACGUUGUGCAAGUUUAGGGUUUCAUUGUGUCAAGUGAUCAAACAACCCAAGGCACCAGAGAAAACCAAAAGGAAGAACCAGAAGAAAAUAUACAAGAAGAAGAUGAAAGAAGAGAAAGGAAAGAGAGGUUUCAUCAGACCCAGGUUGGUUUUUCCUGUUAAGAAGAUGACUUCUAUAAUUUCUGCUGCCUUCAGACGCAAGAAACCACUUAAAGGUGAAAACAGAGAACAGAGAGAUGAUUCUGAAAAAGAGACUACUGAAGCUGCUGAGACCAUGGCUGUUGUUAAGACAAAACCUAAGCAUAAUUCACUUCAGAAGAAGAGUUUUUGUGGCAGGGCAAGAACUCGACUGAAGAUACUCAUCUUAGGGCAACGAUUGAAGACGAGAAGAAAAAGAACGAGAAGACGAAGAAGCAUAAGCGAGGGCAAUGGAGAAGAGGAGCUGUGCAAGAAGAGAAUACUAAUGGGUGAAAGAUGCAAACCGAUAAACAGGUCAGGUGUUUUGAAGUAUGAUGGUGAUGGGAUUCUUGUCCCCGAGCCAUGA
Messenger RNA from Raphanus sativus (radish), 639 nucleotides. RefSeq lists its product as uncharacterized. The coding region runs from base 1 to 639 and encodes 212 amino acids. The record is from RefSeq and is a predicted model, not a curated record. Lineage: Eukaryota; Viridiplantae; Streptophyta; Magnoliopsida; Brassicales; Brassicaceae. The transcript has a single exon.